UGCUGUCAUCACACGCACGCGUGAGUUCUGACGUACUGCUCCCCUCUUGAACAUUUAAUUCAGGGAUCCUCCCUAGUACAGCGGCAGACCUACAGGACAAGCAGAUGCGCUGUUAGCGGAGCUACCGGAUAACGAUGAGUGAUAUUUCAAGAUAAUUAACAAAAUAAUAUAUCAAUAGGUAGGUGACGUGAUCUGCGUUGUUUUUCUGAGUAAUGUAAAGAUGGCGAGAGUGCUCAACAACUUGCUUCUGUUUACAAUCAGACUCACGCUGAAGAUCCGAGUUUUAGGGUAUUGGUCGUUGAUAUACGGUUAUUGUGCCCUCUGCACUGCCGUAGCGCUGCUGAAACUUUGGUGGAGCAUCAUUUUAAGGCCGUCAGCCACCUUUCAGUGGGGAAUUCGCGAAACUCCCCCUGCUUGCUUGAAUGACACGUCCUUGGGAACCCACUGUUACGUUAGAAUAAAGGAGUCUGGUCUGAGGUUUCACUAUGUCGCUGCUGGAGAGAGAGGGAAACCGCUCAUGCUGUUUUUGCAUGGCUUCCCAGAGUUCUGGUUUUCUUGGCGCCACCAGCUGCGUGAGUUUAAGAGUGAGUUCCGUGUGGUGGCCAUUGACAUGCGAGGCUACGGGGAGUCCGACUUGCCGUCAUCCACAGAGAGCUACCGCUUUGAUUACCUGGUCACAGACGUCAAGGACAUUGUGGAAUACCUAGGUUACAACAGAUGUCACCUGGUCGGCCAUGAUUGGGGAGGAACCAUCGCCUGGCUGUUCGCCAUCCACUACCCCGAGAUGGUCACCAAACUCAUCGUCCUAAACUGCCCCCAUCCAUCUGUCUUCAGUGAUUAUGCCCUGCGUCAUCCCAGUCAGCUGCUCAAGUCCAGCUACUUCUUCUUCUUCCAGCUGCCUCGCUUCCCAGAGCUCAUGCUCUCCAUCAAUGAUUUCAAGGCACUGAAGGGUCUGUUCACCAGCCGUAGUACAGGGAUUGGGAGGAAGGGUCGAUGGCUCACUGCAGAGGACAUGGAGGCCUAUCUCUACGCCUUCUCCCAGCCAGGGGCCCUCACCGGGGCCCUCAACUACUACAGGAAUGUCUUCAGUUCCCUCCCACUCAGCCAGAAUGAUGUCAUGUCCCCGGUGUUGUUGUUGUGGAGUGAGAGAGAUGCCUUCCUGGAGCAGGAGAUGGCUGAGGCGUGCCGUGUCUACAUCAGGAAUCACUUCCGACUCAACAUCAUCUCCGGGGCCAGCCACUGGCUACAGCAGGACCAGCCUGACAUCGUCAACACACUCAUAUGGACCUUCCUCAAAGAGGGAGAGGGCCGCAAAACCUACAGGAACUGAAUCUAGCUAGGUCUACAUCCCAAAUGGCACAAUUUCUUCCUAUACAGUGACUUACUUCUGACCAGAGCCCUACGGGUCCUGGUCAA
This is a messenger RNA of Salvelinus sp. IW2-2015, 1416 nucleotides long. Its product is annotated as epoxide hydrolase 4. The record is from RefSeq and is a predicted model, not a curated record. Gene Ontology annotation, molecular function: hydrolase activity. NCBI's taxonomy places the organism in Eukaryota, Metazoa, Chordata, Actinopteri, Salmoniformes, Salmonidae.